Messenger RNA from Ostreobium quekettii, 1041 nucleotides. The record is from the annotation of a GenBank genome assembly. Lineage: Eukaryota; Viridiplantae; Chlorophyta; Ulvophyceae; Bryopsidales; Ostreobiaceae.
AUGGUCGCUCGUCCAACAGCAAGAUGCAGCAUAUGCUUUCUUUGGUUUUGCCUGCACAUCCAUGCCACGAAGGACAACUGGCAGCCUGCCUCUCGAGGGCGGUUCCCAUCCAUGGUGUCUGUCAAGGGUAGAGGCCGAUCGCAUGUCUGCUCCGGCGUGCUGAUCGGAAGCCGCUUCAUCAUCACGACGGCCAAUUGUGUGGAUGUUGUUGGACCAAAUCCCAUCGUGGCGGUGGGCGCGCGGGACAUCGACGAUGACAGGUGGGACGACGGCGUCGAGGAACUCAGAGUGGAGAGGGCGCACCGGCACCCUAACUGGACUGGAAGCAUUUAUGACGGCUACGACGUGGCACUGCUCCAACUGCCCCGGGGAAUCAUUGCGCCGAUGCCUCGAAUGGCCAACGAAAGCACCGCCCUGCACCCAAACACGAAGGUCCACAGCCUGGUCUUUGAGCAAAGCCUCGAGGCGGGGCUCUUCGUCGUGGUCAAUCCAGAGCUGUGCCCGAAUAUGGGGACCUUGAGCCCAGACAUGUUCUGCAUUUACUCAUCCACGUCAGGGGUGCAGCCAGGUUCUUCGGGGGGGCCAGUCCUGAUCCUCAAUGGCGCGUUGAAUUCGAACAGCGACGGCUUGGUAGACGAAAGCCAACAGCCCAGUAAAGACCUCCUUUUGGGCGUGGUCAGCUGCUCCAAUUUCUCGUCGCUUGAAGAGAGUGGAAUUGGAUGCACUGCGGUCAGCGCCUUCCGUCCCUGGAUCAAUUCCAUAGUAUCUCCACAGGUGGAUGCCAUUGACGACCCAACAAACAUUGCGGGGGUUGUGGUUUUCAUCUUUUUUCUAAUGGCUGCUGCAUUCUUUGGACCACAGGAAGCCGCUUUUCCUUUUCAGGUAAACAGUCGCUUACAAAGUUUAUUUGCAGGCUUGUGUAGCAGUUGCUUGUAUUGUGAACUAUUGUGUGCUUGGAGCAGUUGCUCGACAGUCAAUCCACGCCUGACUGAUGGUGAGCAUCCAAAUAUGUGUUGCGCGUGGCACAAGGGGACUCAGUGA